CCCAAUUUACAAGUAUCAUAACAGUGAUGUAGCCUCACAACGACCACACACAACACACAUAUACAACUUAUAUAAUAUAACAUAAACUAUAUUUCCCUUCAUUUUGUUCCCCAAAUAAUGAUUCCACAAAUAGACAAUGUUAAUGUUAUAUAGAUCUGUCAAAUUUCGUGCAGAGAAGAAAAGGUAAAUUGUUGGUUCAACGAGGAGCAUUGAGAUGGAAGAAGACAACCUUAAUGACAACUAUAGAGAGUGUCUAAGAAAUCAUGCAGCUACACUUGGUAGCUAUGCAACUGAUGGCUGUGGAGAAUUUACUCUAGACGACACUUUCCCGGGUGGCCUAUGCUGCGCUGCGUGUGGCUGCCACCGCAACUUCCAUCGGAAAAUCACCUAUAGAGCAAGCUACAGUAGCGGGGGCAUGGCACAUGGGACGGGGGCCGAGAUGAUAGAAUAUGGUGGCGGCAGUGGAGUGCAAUCGCCGGAAUCAGAGCGAAGCAGCAAGAAGAGAUUUAGGACAAAGUUCACAGAAGAGCAAAAGGAAAAAAUGCUCGAAUUCGCUGAGAAGUUGGGGUGGAAGUUGCUGAGGAAAGAUGAAGAAGAUGAAACCGAGAGGUUUUGCAGAGGGAUUGGAAUUAGUAGGAAAGUUUUCAAAGUUUGGAUGCAUAAUCAUAAAAAUUCUUCCACUGCUUCUGCAUCUACUGGUAAUGCAUCUUCUCUUACUCAGUAGCUUGGAAGAAGGCCUCGUUCGUGAUCUUCUACAACUCUAUUAUCUUUUCUCUUUUGACGUCCAUCAAUCGUCUAAGAAUGACCUUUCUUCUC
This is a messenger RNA of Olea europaea var. sylvestris, 816 nucleotides long. Its product is annotated as zinc-finger homeodomain protein 11-like. Gene Ontology annotation, cellular component: nucleus. The coding region runs from base 215 to 724 and encodes 169 amino acids. The transcript has a single exon. Gene Ontology annotation, molecular function: transcription cis-regulatory region binding; DNA-binding transcription factor activity. Gene Ontology annotation, biological process: regulation of developmental process; regulation of DNA-templated transcription. NCBI's taxonomy places the organism in Eukaryota, Viridiplantae, Streptophyta, Magnoliopsida, Lamiales, Oleaceae. The record is from RefSeq and is a predicted model, not a curated record.